AAAAACCAAAACACUCGGUGCUGUUCGCCAUGUUGUGUUCAGGACACGCGAGAGAAUAUAUGGACGCCUCCGAGGGUUUAUUUCAGCGGAUUCACGGCAUUUCAACACAGAGAAAUGGAGCCGAGACCGUCUCUUCUCGUCUGAUCUGAUCCGGGAUCACUCGCACGAAAAACGCGCUUCAGAGGCGCGUUAGGAUUUUACGGAGGAAUACGGUUUAUCCGACGCUGUAAAACGCAGUAUUUAUUUGAUUCGUUUUAGUUGCUGUGUGUUUAAACCCCGAGCUGGAUUUACAUUCGCGUGCUCCUGAACGAAGAUCGCGCCUCUGAUUACCUAAAUCAGAUUUAUUCAAAGCAUUUUUCUAAAAGAACCAGAAGAUCAUAUCGGGAUGUUUUUGAACUUGACUGAACCAUGAAUAGGAAUUUUCCCCGUGCAUAUGGCGAUGAGCUCGAAACGAUCGCUGUUUCUGUGUGAGCCUCGCGCGAUCGAUGCUGAUCGAUAUUAGUGCAUAAGUUUCAGGACCCGCCGCUGUCACUUUCUAAUGCAGUAUGAUUGUAUUAAUGUUUGAUAUCUCAUCUAUGCAAACGGAAACGCGGGCUCUGACCUCCAGGCUGAGGAUUUGUCAAAUCUCUCAAACGCUAAACCUCUCUUGCAGACUUACACAUUGAUCCGGACCUGUUUGCUCACAAAUAAAUGCUUUUGGCAAUAUUAAAACAUUAAUUUUAGAGGGAGCGGAUUAUCAGCUUGGGUGUCGGUGGGAUUUAUUGCAGUACAAGAAUCUGCACCGAAAAUGAGGACAGACACCAAACUGGCCUUGGCCAUAUUCCUCGUAUCCUGUUCAUCAGGAGCCAUUCUCGGCCACUCGGAGACGCAGGAGUGUGCGUUUUACAAUGUGAGCUGGGAGAAGGACGGGACGAACCAGAGCGGGAUCGAAUCGUGCUACGGAGAGAAGGACAAGCGCCGGCACUGUUUCUCCACCUGGAAGAACCGCUCGGGAGCCAUCGAGAUGGUCAAGCAGGGCUGCUGGCUGGACGACGUCAACUGCUACGACAGCAGCGAGUGUGUGGAGCACAAGGAGGAUCCAGACGUCUUCUUCUGCUGCUGCGAGGGAAACAUGUGCAACGAGAAGUUUCACUACAAUCCAGUGAUAAUUGACCCCACAUCUAACCCCGUUCCUCCGAAGCCGGACUUGUUUCCCACGCUGCUCUACUCUCUGAUUCCCGUCAUGGCUGUAGCUGUGAUUCUCAUCAUCUCGUUCUGGAUGUACCGUCAUCUGAAGCUGUCGUACCCGCCGCUGCUCGUACCGUCACAGGACCCAGGUCUGACCCCUCCGUCUCCGUUGUUGGGUCAGAAGCCGCUGCAGCUGCUGGAGCUGAAGGCUCGAGGACGCUUCGGCUGCGUCUGGAAAGCUCAGCUGCUCAACGAACACGUGGCUGUCAAAAUCUUCCCCGUGCAGAAUAAACAGUCAUGGCAGAGCGAAUAUGAGAUUUAUAGCUUGAGCGGAAUGAAACAUGAAAAUAUCCUUCACUUCAUCGGAGCGGAAAAACGAGGAAAUGGAGUCGAUAUCGAGCUCUGGCUCAUCACAGCUUACCACGAGAAGGGCUCGCUGACGGACUUCCUGAAGGCGAAUGUUGUGUCGUGGAAUGAGCUCUGUCUGAUCGCGCAGACGUUUGUGCGUGGAUUGGCGUAUUUACACGAGGACAUUCCCAACCUGAAGGACGGACACAAGCCUGCCAUUGCACACAGAGAUAUCAAGAGUAAGAACGUGUUGCUGAAGCGUGAUUUAACGGCUUGUAUUGCUGACUUCGGCCUGGCACUGAAGUUCGAAGCAGGGAAAUCCACAGGCGACACACACGGACAGGUGGGAACGCGGCGUUACAUGGCUCCGGAGGUGCUGGAGGGAGCCAUCAGUUUCCAGCGUGAUGCGUUUCUGAGGAUCGACAUGUACGCCGUGGGUCUGGUUCUGUGGGAGCUGGCCACUCGCUGCACGGCGGCCGACGGUCCCGUGGAUGAGUUCUGUCUGCCGUUCGAGGAGGAGGCCGGCCUUCAUCCGUCUCUGGAGGACAUGCAGGACGUCGUUGUGCAUAAGAAACUACGGCCAAUAUUCAGAGAGCACUGGCUAAAACAUACGGGUCUGGCGUUGCUCUGCGAGACUAUAGAGGAGUGCUGGGACCACGAGGCCGAGGCGCGUCUGUCGGCGGGAUGCGUGGAGGAACGCAUCAUCUCAAUGCAGCGCAACACCAACCUCAUCGCCCCCGACGACAUCCUCUCCGUCGUCACCAUGGUUACCAACCUGGACUUCCCCCCUAAAGAAUCCAGCCUAUGAUGCCGUUCUCUCAGCCAAUCGGAACGCGGCGCGUGCGACGGAAACCCGGACUACGAAUGACUCGAGCGAAACGAGCGCUGGGAAUAAUUCAACGACACGCACUUACACACGGAGGAACUCAAGAGAUCAGGCGCUCGGACGUCUCUGUUUGCACCAAAACCUCUUUUAUGCAUAAAGGAAAGACUUCUGUGUUUUUAUACGAACAGCAGCUCGUACGAUUUUAGCAUAAAAAGGGCGACACGUCUGUUUCUGUUUGCUGUUCGUUUUCUGCGAAUCAUAACAGUCAUGCCAAUACGAGACACUUCUGAAUGUCUGCCGUUCAGCUGCGAAUCACACGCGGAUUUAUGAGAAAUUAUGCUGAAAUAACCAUAAACCUCCCUAAACAGGUAUACCUCAUUUUGAUUUCUCGUGCUUUUUUCUGAACAGCUGCUACGGAGGCGAGACGAGUAGCUGUAACACACCGUAGUGUUUCUGCCUUUCGCACUUCUGCUUCAUUUCAUCGCAGCCUUCACCGCUCUCUCUGAAGGGGUCGAGGAAUCAAUGCUCGCUUCGCUCAAGCGCAGAAACCAGGGUCCAAUAUUAACGUCUGCCGGGGGCGGAUCAAUUCGGACGUUUGUCCGCUCACGCAGCUGUAUUCUUGCAACACGAUUUGCCAAAAUUACUGACAUCACAUGCAAAACGAGCCUCCAAAUUCAUCACGCUGCACUUGAGGUUUCUGACCAUAUUACGUGAGGAAUAAUCCAGGUAUUUAUUUUGACCCUACACCGCAAAAAAACAACGGGCGCACAUCAGAAACUCUGGUCUGGAUGUCAAACUAUACAAGCUUGAAAAUUUGUAAAAGGUAUUGCAACUUUUUAAUCUCAUGAUACGGAUUUAUUUUUAUAUAUUAGCAUUCAGUCUGACGUUUUCUUGCAAUUCAGAGCUGAACCUUGCAUUUCACAAUUUUUGCUUCUUUCUCACAAUCCUGUUUUUCUUUUCUGCCUUGAAUUCAAUUUAAAAGUAAUUGCAACCGUUUUUCCUUGCAGUUGCACGUUUAUAUAAAUCGCAAUUCUGAAAAAAAAAAAAGCCUGAUGUUGUGACAAACUCAGUAUUACAAAAUGCAAACUAAAACUAUUAAAAGGGAAAAAAAAAAAAAAUCAAAAAAACUAUUCCGACUUUCUUCCUCAGACUUAAAUUGAGAUAAAAAUCAGAGUUAUCUUUAUUUUUAUCCUGUGACUGACACGAGCUUUUAAAUCAAACACCAGCAGAAGUAAUAAAAGUAAAGCGUGUGAAAGCUUGUGCCGUUAAAAAUCGAGUCUCAAUCUGAUGCGUCUUCACAAACAGGCUCUUGUUUAAAAACGACCGCAAACGCUCAAUUUUUCACUCAUCUUGCAUUAAAACAGACAUCGAGUCGACCUUGUGGGAAAAAUACAGCCCCUUUAACGAGCGUUUUCACACAGCGGCAUCUUUCAGGGCUUUAAAUCUGCCUCUCCUUCAUCUCUGUCUCUUCAUCUCUUUCUGAAGCACUACAGCAGUAUUCAGGGACGCAGGAUUCUGCUCACUUACAGCAAUUAUGCAACCGACACGCAGCGGCGAUCGCAACUGUAGCAUACCGAGUCUAAACCGCUUCUAUUUAUUUCAUUAAUAAUGUGACAAACUCUCAGUACUGUGAAAACAAACGCCGGUUAUUAUUGCCCUGAAUGUGUUCCCAGACGAAGCAGGUGUCGGGUGAGAGACGUUUCAGAUCAAUCUGUAAUUCCCCCGAACACACACACACACACACACACACACACACAUGUACAGCAAAUGAAUAAUGUAAAUAUGAUUGUUGGUUUUAAAUUAUUAGACUAGCAUGACGUUGCUCUGUUCUUUUUGGUGUCACUAAUCAAAAACAGUUGUUUAUAAAGAAAUUAUACCAGAA
Molecule: messenger RNA, 4223 nt
Organism: Puntigrus tetrazona (Sumatra barb)
Lineage: Eukaryota; Metazoa; Chordata; Actinopteri; Cypriniformes; Cyprinidae
Gene: acvr2ab
Product: activin A receptor type 2Ab
Exons: 11
Coding region: 788-2323 (511 amino acids)
Biological process (GO): protein phosphorylation; cellular response to growth factor stimulus; activin receptor signaling pathway
Cellular component (GO): activin receptor complex; plasma membrane
Molecular function (GO): ATP binding; activin receptor activity; activin binding
Source: RefSeq, a predicted model, not a curated record